AUGAAGAGCACUCUUGUAGCACCAGUGCUGUUUACUGCUCUAGCAGCAAGUCAAAAUAUCACACACGACUAUGUGAUUGCUGGUGCUGGUACAGCUGGCUUGCUGCUGGCAGUCGUGCUCUCAGAAAAUCCCGAUGUUUCGGUUAUGGUCCUCGAGGCUGGAACGGAUGGCCGAGAUCAGAUGAACAUCACAGACCCAGAACGACGAGGCACGAUACAGCACACCCAAUAUGAUUGGGGCUUGCAGUCCACCCUACAGCCAUAUUUGUAUGCCAAUGGAACGGGUGGCUCGCAAUAUGUACCUCGAGGUAAGACAAUUGGGGGCACCUCAGCAAUGAACUGGAUGAUCCAUAAUGAGAAUUCUAGAGUACAGCUUGACAUAUGGGAGAGUCUCCUCAACUUGACUGGCUGGAACUGGACGUCGAUGUCAACGGCUUUCCGACAAUCUGAGACCAUGUACGGUCCACCAGUAGUCGAAGCUGCAAGUUUACCUUACAAUGCUGAGUUUCAUGGCGGUGCAGGACCUAUAUGCUCAAUCUUCCAAAGAAGUGUAUGGAGUCUGUACUCGGACUAUGUCCAACCAUCUCUGGUUGCAAAUGGUUAUGAAAUGCCUCAUGACGGCAACAACGGCAAUGCGAACGGACCCAACUUCCUACCAUUUGCGAUCUGUCCACAGAAUUAUACACGUUCCUUCGCCGGCUCCGCAUACACUGUAGUUCAGAACAGGACGAAUUUGCAUGUUGUCCAAAAUGCUCACGUCUCUCGGAUCAUCUGGAGCUCGACACAAGGUAAUGCAACAGCUUCUGGACUAGAGUAUAUCGACCUCGCAGCAGAUAACGCCACCAAGCAAGUCCAUGCUCGAGAAGUCGUUCUGAGUAGUGGUCUAGUCUACUCCCCUCAGAUCCUCGAGCUCAGCGGUGUCGGCGAUCCUGAAAUCCUCUCAGCAGCUGGGGUGGACACUGUGAUCAGCCUUCCAAGCGUUGGAACAGGGCUCAGAGAUCCUCCAAUGACAAACUACUGGCCAAUCUCUUUCCAACUCAAUGAAACAGCAGUUCGAGCUGCCAAUCUGACAGGCAACGAAUACAUCCAGAACCUAAUCGACCUCGAACCCGCCUCCAAGAUCCUCGACCCAGCAGACUACGCAGCAGCAAGCAGAUGGCUCAACAGCACAUCCCAUGUCCCCGGCGUGGACGACACACAAUUCGCAGUCUUCAAGUAUCUCUGGUUCGCCGAGCAGCCUUUGAUCGAAAUGGCCUGGCAAUACCAAGUCGCCAAUGUCACACCAUACAAUCUCAUCCCACUAUCUCAGGGCACAGUACACAUAAACAGUAGCAAUCCACUACAUCCACCAGCUAUCGACCCGAAUUACAACGCUAUCAAUGUCACCAUAAAUGGUACAGAAGUCCAAUGGGACAUGUGGUUCCUCGCAAAGGCCUCGCAGCACUAUGUGACUCAGAUGGCGACCACGCAGCCAUUCGCGAGCUUGAUUACCGGCACGACGCCUGAUUAUCGGCUUCCGUUCAACCAGUGGUACCAAGCUAUUUUCGAGUGGACGGGGUCCUCACAGCAUCUAACAGGUGGAAACCCUAUGCUUCCUCGUGCAGCGGGUGGCGUAGUCGAUACAGAACUAUUAGUGUACGGAACGAGCAACGUCAGAGUCGUGGAUGGCAGUGUCUUCCCUUACCAGCCGAGCGCGCAUCCUAUGGGCGUGACGUAUGCAUUGGCAAUGAGGGCCGCGAGUAUCUUCCAGCAGUUACGUGGGGGAGGAGGAUUGACAAUGUCUGUGCAGGUGCCGAGAAGUAAUGUGUCAGCGAGUGCUACGGCGAGCUUUCCGGCGAAUAGUCGAAGUGCUACUAUGCUACCUUUGUAG
Molecule: messenger RNA, 1869 nt
Organism: Lithohypha guttulata
Lineage: Eukaryota; Fungi; Ascomycota; Eurotiomycetes; Chaetothyriales; Trichomeriaceae
Exons: 1
Coding region: 1-1869 (622 amino acids)
Molecular function (GO): oxidoreductase activity, acting on CH-OH group of donors; flavin adenine dinucleotide binding
Source: RefSeq, a predicted model, not a curated record